This is a messenger RNA of Antrostomus carolinensis (chuck-will's-widow), 1597 nucleotides long. Its product is annotated as phosphoinositide 3-kinase regulatory subunit 4-like. The transcript is spliced from 4 exons. The record is from RefSeq and is a predicted model, not a curated record. The annotation marks the transcript as partial. Gene Ontology annotation, cellular component: nucleus-vacuole junction; phosphatidylinositol 3-kinase complex, class III, type I; late endosome. NCBI's taxonomy places the organism in Eukaryota, Metazoa, Chordata, Aves, Caprimulgiformes, Caprimulgidae. Gene Ontology annotation, molecular function: protein serine/threonine kinase activity; ATP binding. Gene Ontology annotation, biological process: protein targeting to vacuole; late endosome to vacuole transport; protein phosphorylation.
GGAGGAGGCCCCGCCAUGGGGAACCAGCUGGCUGGCAUCGCCCCCUCGCAGAUCCUCUCGGUGGACAGCUACUUCUCAGACAUCCACGACUUCGAAUACGACAAGAGCCUGGGGAGCACCCGCUUCUUCAAGGUCGCCCGAGCCAAGCACCGGGAGGGACUGGUGGUCGUGAAGGUGUUUGCCAUUCAGGACCCGACCUUACCCCUGACCAGCUACAAGCAGGAACUGGAGGAGCUGAAGAUAAGGUUACACUCGGCACAGAACUGCCUUCCCUUCCAGAAAGCAACCCUGUCCGAGAAGGCUGCGAUGCUUUUCAGACAGUACGUACGGGACAACCUUUACGAUCGAAUCAGUACCCGGCCGUUCCUGAACAACAUUGAAAAAAGGUGGAUAGCUUUCCAGAUCCUCACCGCGGUGGACCAAGCGCACAAAUCUGGAGUCCGCCAUGGGGACAUUAAAACAGAGAACAUCAUGGUGACCAGCUGGAACUGGGUUCUUCUAACUGACUUUGCCAGUUUUAAACCAACUUAUCUUCCUGAAGACAAUCCCGCUGACUUCAAUUAUUUCUUUGACACGUCACGGAGGAGAACGUGUUACAUUGCUCCCGAGCGCUUUGUCGAUGGCAGUAUGUUUGCUACAGAACUGGAAAACAUGCGGGACCCUUCAACUCCUUUGGUAGACUUGGCAAAUAGCAAUCAGCGAACAAGAGGGGAGUUAAAACGUGCAAUGGACAUCUUUUCUGCAGGCUGUGUAAUAGCAGAGCUCUUCACAGAAGGCGUACCCUUGUUUGAUUUAUCUCAGCUUUUGGCUUACAGAAAUGGCCUCUUUUCCCCCGAUCAAGUCCUAAACAAAAUUGAAGACCGCAGUAUCAGAGAACUGGUCACUCAGAUGGUCCAUCGCGAGCCAGAUAAACGUUUAGCAGCUGAAGAUUAUUUGAAACAGCAACGUAACAAUGCAUUUCCUGAAAUAUUUUACACUUUCCUUCAGCCUUACAUGGCCCAGUUUGCCAAGGAAACGUUUGUAUCAGCAGAUGAGCGUAUAUUGGUCAUACGUAAAGAUCUGGACAACAUCAUUCACAAUCUCUGUGGGCAUGAUCGCACAGAGAAAGCCGAGGGAGAGACAAAAGAGAAUGGGCUGGUUAUUCUAGUGUCUGUGAUAACUUCCUGUUUACAGACUCUCAAAUACUGUGAUUCAAAACUGGCUGCUUUGGAACUGAUUCUUCAUUUAGCACCAAGAUUAAGUGUAGAGAUUCUUCUGGAUCGUAUUACUCCUUAUCUGUUACAUUUCAGCAACGACUCUGUGCCCAGGGUGAGGGCAGAAUCAGUGAGGACACUAACUAAAGUUCUUGCUCUCGUCAAAGAGGUGCCACGCAAUGAUAUUAAUAUUUACCCAGAAUACAUUCUGCCAGGCAUUGCACACUUGGCCCAGGAUGAAGCCACCAUCGUCAGACUUGCAUAUGCUGAAAAUAUAGCGUUGUUGGCAGAAACAGCUCUGAGAUUUCUGGAGUUAGUUCAGCUGAAAAAUCUGAAUAUGGAAAAUGAACCAAAUGGUGAAGAAAUGGAUGAAACAUCUCACCCUAGUGAUAAUUAUGACACAG